This is a messenger RNA of Rhodotorula graminis WP1, 1584 nucleotides long. RefSeq lists its product as uncharacterized. Gene Ontology annotation, molecular function: glutathione binding; glutathione synthase activity; ATP binding. Gene Ontology annotation, cellular component: cytosol. Bases 1 to 1584 code for a protein of 527 amino acids. Gene Ontology annotation, biological process: glutathione biosynthetic process. The record is from RefSeq and is a predicted model, not a curated record. The transcript has 4 exons. Lineage: Eukaryota; Fungi; Basidiomycota; Microbotryomycetes; Sporidiobolales; Sporidiobolaceae.
AUGAGCGCGCACGACUGGCCGCCGCAGCUCGACGCCGCACAAGAGCAGGCCCUGCUCGACCUCGCGUCCGACUACGCGCUCGCCCACGGCCUCGUCCUCCGCCCCGUCGCCUCAUCUCCCUCGUCCCCACUGUCCCUCACGACCGGGAUCCACGCGCCCUACUCGCUGUACCCGUCCCAGCUCCCCAGCCACCUGUUCGCACAAGCGCUCGCCCUCCAGCCCACGUACAACGAGCUGUACGCCCGAGUGACGGCCGACGACGCCUUCCUCGAGCGCGUCGUCGGCGGCGCCGUGAGCAAGGUCGACGAGUUCCAGGGACGCCUGUACGAGCUGUGGAAGACGGUCAAGGCAGAGGGCAUCAAGCAGCCGCUCGCUCUCGGCCUGUUCCGGUCCGACUACCUCGUCCAUGCUCCUCAAGGGACCGCACCGAGCGAGCACACGAUCAAGCAGGUCGAGUUCAACACCAUCUCGAGCUCGUUCGGCGCCCUGUCGACUCGCGUCGGCGACUUGCACCGCUACCUCCUCGCGAGCGGCGCCUACCCUCCUCAUCCCUCCCUCACCACCUCGGCCCUCCCGACCAACAGCGCCCUCGCCGGCCUCGCAGGAGGCCUCGCCGCCGCGCACAAGGCGUACGGCGUCGACGACGCUGUCGUACUCAUGGUCAUCCAGGACAACGAGCGCAACGCGUUCGACCAGCGACCGCUCGAGUACGAGCUCGUCGAGAAGCACGGCAUCCGACUGCUUCGCGUCCCGUUCUCGGAGCUGCGCACCACCCUGUCCCUGUCGUCGUCGUCGCACGCGCUCCUGUACCACGUCCCGCACGGCGCCUCGCCCCUCGAGGUCUCGCUCGUCUACUACCGCACGGCGUACGCCCCGACAGACUACUACACGGCCGCCGAGUGGGACACGCGACUCGUCAUCGAGCGCUCGCGCGCCAUCAAGUGCCCCUCGGUCGCCAUGCAGCUCGCCGGCGCGAAAAAAGUCCAGCAGGUCCUCGCCUCCCCCGCCGAGCUCGCCCACUUUGUCCCUCGGGGGGACACGCGCGCGGCGCUCGCCGAGAGCUUCACGGGAUUGUUCCCGCUCGACGACUCGCGCGAGGGCCUCGACGCGCUCGAGCGCGCACGGACCGACCCGAGCGGGUUCGUCCUCAAGCCGCAGCGCGAGGGCGGCGGCAACAACAUUUACCGGGGCGACAUUCCGCCGUUCUUGGCGCAGCUCGAGGACGAGGACGAGGAGCGGCAGCGGCGGCGAGCGGGCGAGGGCGAGGGCGAGGGAGCGAGGGAGCGGGCGCCAAAGGGCCGCGAGGGCUACAUCCUCAUGGACCUGAUCGAGCCGCCGCGAGGGGUCGAGCAGGUGCUCGUCAAGGCGGGCGAGGCGCACGGCGCGCGCGCAGAGGUCGUCAGCGAGCUCGGCGUGUACGGCGUCGUGCUCGUGCGCGAGGACGUCGACGGGUCGCGAGGCGGCGAGGCCGACGUGCUCGUCAACGAGACGGUCGGGCACUUGUUGCGCACAAAGGCGAGCAGCUCGGACGAGGGAGGGGUCGCGGUCGGGUUCUCGGUCAUCGACUCGCCGCUUCUCGUCUGA